Messenger RNA from Mirounga angustirostris (Northern elephant seal), 2954 nucleotides. Its product is annotated as proteasome activator complex subunit 3-like. Gene Ontology annotation, biological process: positive regulation of endopeptidase activity; regulation of proteasomal protein catabolic process; regulation of G1/S transition of mitotic cell cycle. The record is from RefSeq and is a predicted model, not a curated record. NCBI's taxonomy places the organism in Eukaryota, Metazoa, Chordata, Mammalia, Carnivora, Phocidae. The transcript has 2 exons. Bases 1846 to 2772 code for a protein of 308 amino acids. Gene Ontology annotation, cellular component: proteasome activator complex; cytoplasm; nucleoplasm. Gene Ontology annotation, molecular function: endopeptidase activator activity.
AAAGUUAUGAAGAAAAUCAAGAUAUGGGAAAACCAUGGUCAUGUUUCAAGAUUUGAUUUUCCUUUUCUGUUUGAUUACCCUAUCUGAAUUCCCAUAACUUGAAUGUAAAUUUGCAUGUAUACAAAUGUACGUAUACCCAAGUCAUCUCUUAGGAGAAGUUUAAUGUAUAAAUAGAAAUUUUUUCUCUAAUCAAAAAAAAAAAAUAAUAUUGAAAUCUGCCUUUUCUCAUCUCUCCACAUCCAAAACUAUCACCAGGUACUGUAAUUAUACUUCCUAAAACUCUCUAGAGUCUUCUCUCUGGCCCCAUUGCCAUCACUCUGAAUGAGGCAUUCUUUACCAUUUGGGUUAAAUCAGCAGGCGCUCUUCCUUUAUUCUCUUCGUCAUAUCUACCUCCCCACUGAAGUCAUCCAUCUGUGUGGGGUUUUUUUUUCCCCCUGCCUGAAUCCCUUCAUUGGCUUUUAUCAAAUCCAACUUCCUUAUGAUGGCAAAGAGGGCCCUGCCUCCAUGAGCUGGUCUUUGCUUACUUUUCCUGCUUCAGUUGCUGCCACUUUCCCAGAUACCCUAGGAUCCAACUUACCAGUAAUUCUCCGGUAACCCCCCCACACCCCCGUAGAGCCAAAAUACAUAUGCACCUUUAUCCAAACACAUAUCUUUGAAAAUAUAAUUCCCUCCACCACAUCCUUCUUUGUCACAUUCCAAGACGUGCAGUGAUCUAAACACAAAUUUCAGCCCCUAAUUAGGGCUGAACACAGUUGACUUGAAUACAACUUAAAUUGCUAGUUUGUUAGUAUAGGUAUCUUACUAUGAUACAUGUGUACUUGAACUCUGAUGCACUCCCCAGUUCCUGCCUCAGAACUAAAGAAUUUAUUUUCCAGCUGCUGGAAGUCCUGCAAUAGCCCUCUUCAGGAAUUGUCUUGUCCCCAACUCAGGACAACUGUGAAGGGGCUUUCCUGGUUUCCCAUGGGGUCAGCUGAGGCUCUGAGACUGCAUCAGUGCCUAACUUCUCCCUCUGUUCUGUCUCUUCCUUUUUGUGGGUCCUUUCUCAAGAACACUCCCUAACACUCCUAAAAGCAAUCUCUGUCUGCUUGCUGGGGAGACCAACCUGUAACAUGUUUGUCUUAUUGACACUUUCUUUUCUGUUCUAGAUCUUGUGAAAUUAUGGUUUGCUAAAGUCUUACUAAUUCAAGGUCAUUUCAUCAGACAUGUAUCGAGCACCUGAUCCAUGCCAGGCCUUGUCCCACAUGCGAUGGCAACAAAUUAAGACUUGACCUAUGUCCUGAAGUUUACAGUCCAAUUGAGUCCAGAUUCAAAUUGUUAAUUAUCCCAAAGAAGAUGAGCUUUAAGAAGAGUCCUAGACCUUCACAUUUGUAACUCAAACUAAAAAUUGUAUGAAGCAAGCCACAGAAGAGCUCAGAACUUUACUCACUUGAUUAAAAUACCACAGUGAAGGGGGAACCACUUCUGACUUUUAAGGGGAAAGCAUGGGUACGCUCAAGUUACCAGUAAAGGUGUGGCUUCUGGCUCUCCAGAAGUGAGCCUUACUCUGGAGAGCUCAUUCCUCGAGGUGCCUUUCAGAAGAGACUUGUGUGUCCGGAGUCCAGGGAUCAUGGAUUUCCUUGGGCUCCUUUGUGAAGUACAUCGACUUGUUGCUUGGUCUUCACGGUGCUUAAGUUUUAACGAUGUUCUUUGGAGCCAUCAAUCCUGCGCAGGCUUCCGGCGGAGAGGCCCGGAGGUGGGGCAAACGGGGGCCGCUCCGGGGAACUGGAUCCGCAGAGACUCCGCCCCCCACCUCCCCCACGUGACCCAGGAAGCGGGGCCACCCGGCUGGGGCGUCGCUGGAAGGGCAUGCUCCGCGCGCGGCCCCCUCCCCCCCGCCCCGCACGGGCCGCCGGGACUCCGGGACGUCACUUCCGGCGUGGCUGGGCGUGGGCUGUUGGGAGUUGGUGGGGGCGGCGGAAGCUCAAGGCCGCCCUGCGGCGGUGGGGGGAACCCGGGUGGUGUCCGCCCCAACGCUCGACGCCCCUGGACGUCAUGGCUUCCCCUCUGAAGCUGGAGCAGGACGUGCAGGGGAAAGUGGAUUCGUUUCGCGCCCGCAUCGCGCAGGAGGCCGAGGAUCUGGUGUCCACCUUCUUCCCUCAGAAGCUGUCAGAGCUGGAUAGUCGGGUCCAGGAGCUCCGCCUGCAAGACCUGUCCAGAAUCCGUUCGGUGGCCGCCCUGGAGCCCCGCGCCGUGCCCGACACCGCGGGGGACGGGCCCAAGCGGGACCUGUCGCCUCUGCAGGCCCAGUCCGCGGUCACAGUGCCAGCACUGCCAGGGGGCGAGGGACAGCUGCUGCGGAGCAACCAGCAUCUGGUGGAGCUGAUUGAGCGGGUAAAACCCGAGAUCGAGCUGCUGAGAGAGAAAUGCAACACGGUGCGGAUGUGGGUGCAGCUGCUCAUCCCGAAGGUGGAGGACGGCAACAACUUCGGAGUGUCCAUCCAGGAGGACACCGUGGACCAGCUGUGGACCGUGGAGAGCACCGCAGCCUCCUAUCUGCGCCGCUUCUCCACCUACUACAACACCAGGGCCAAGCUGGUGUCUAAGAUAGUGAAGUACCCCCAGGUGGAAGAUUAUCGCCGCACGGUAGCCGAGGUAGACGAAAACGAGUAUCUGAGUGUGCGCCAGAUCCUGCUGCACGUUCGGAACCAGUAUGCCACCUUGCACGACGUAAUCCUCAAAAACAUCGAGAAGAUCAAAACCCCUCGCAGCACCAACACUGACAACCUCUACUGAGGACCUUUCUCCACCCCUCUCUCCUUCAGGAGGUGGCCGAGCUGUUUAGGCAGCCAGAAGGGGUUAUUAAUGACUCGACAGGUGCCGAAGCGACUGGAAAUGUGCAUUAUGUUUAGUGACAAUUUCAUACAGCUUUAUUCUCACACUGAAUACUUUUAGUGUAGCUGUUAUUUGCUUUUUCU